CCUCCUCCACCCAGCACCUCCACACCGGCCCCUGCCCAGCGCCGCAUGUCUUCUUCCUCCAGCAAAGGGGAUCUCUCCUCUACGCAUCUGUCUCCCUCUGUCACCCCGGCUCCAGAAACACUCCGGCAGAGGAAGAGCAAUAAAUCCUUCAACAUGAUGUCCCCCACUGGAGAUAAUUCUGAGCUUCUGGCUGAAAUUAAAGCUGGGCCAAAACUGAAGCCAACACCUCAGAGUAAAGGCUACACGACCGUCUUCUCCAACAACGGCACAGCGGCGAACAAUGGGGAAUGUCCGUCAUCGCCGCCAGAGCUUCUGCCAAAACCCCAGCCCGACGACACCCAAUCUGCAAAGCCACAAUCUCCACCGCCUGUCUGUCCCACGAGCAGCGGUGGGUCGCCCCAGAACCACAACACCUCACAGAGCAGCGAGAAGCUCACAACCGCUGUCAACGGAAAUACUCCUGUUGUCCAGGACAAGUCCAGCGUGGUGGACGUAGAGAGUCUGGUGCCCACACAUGACGAGCAGGGCCGAGCUAUCCCAGAGUGGAAGAGACAGGUGAUGGUGAGGAAACUACAAGUGAAGAUGCAGGAGGAGGAAGAGAACAAGAGAAAGUUUGCUGCCAGUGGAUACUAUCAAGCCCAAGACUGGCAUUAUUCACACGUGCACAAUGCUAUACUGGGUCCCUUUGGGGAACUGAUGACAGAGGACGACCUUGUCCGCAUUGAGAAGCAGAUCGAGAACCUCCAGGUCAUGCACAAAGUGACAGAGGUGGAGAAAGAUCUGGAACAGCUGGAGCAAGAGUUGAAGCAACUCCUACCUGUGUCUGCAGCCUUGAACCAAGACCACUUCUCUGUCAACCCCAAACAGGUUCAUGGGCAAGCAGAAGACCUGCCUGCCUGGUGCAGCAAGAUCUCCACGCUGCUCAAAAGCAUGGCCAUUCUGCUCGCCACUUUGGGCGGGAAGGAGAUCGAUAUUCUGGAAAUUAUCAAUGAAGGAUAUACGUACGAAGGCCUGAAGAGUGGAAAGGGCCAGACGGGGAUCUCAAAUUCUGGAAGCAUUGGCCGAUCGCAAUCAUUCUCCACUCGAGAGGAGGUGGAGAAGGAGAUUAAGCAGUGUGGCGUGUCUGUGAAGAGCCUGAAAGCCAAUUACGAAAUCCAUAGCCAGUCAAAGAACGAGGACGACAAAACAAACUGCAUAUACAAACGCACGAGGUCCUUGCCGGCGGUAAGUGAAUGCAGCUACCCCUCAGAGUCCAUCUUGGAGGACGAGUUGCUGUUUUCUCUAAGUGAGAGCUACUCGCACGCCGGAGAUGGGUCGCCGAUAGAUCAAGACUUAAAUUUACCUUUGGUGAAUGAGGAACCUAUAACACAGUCCCAUGCUUCUUUGACAUACACUGGGCCUGGACCAUCUGCACUGGAGCAUCAUGACCAGCCUAUGAAUCCACUAACCUCAGAGCAUCUCACCCGCAGUCUAGAGGUGCAGACAGACCUGAGCUACGUCCAGGAGUGCAUCGAGAUGCGCAAGGAGAGGAUUGUGUUUCUGUUCCUAGAGCACUGGAGAAAGUACACAAUGACUGAAUCCUACAAGUGCUCAGGUAGAGGGAAGACUCUGAGUGUCGAGGAGAACGACUCCCAUUCCCUGUAUUAUCACAACCUGGCUAAGCCUGACGGCACCAUGCAAACGGAGGAUGACCAGCUGCUGUAUUUCAUGAAACAGAGACAGGUGGUGGGAAAUCUUCUUGGCCACUGGAGGACCAUUAUGAGCCAGGUGCCCACGCGACAAAUCCGCAGACUCAGUCGAGCUCAGAUGAUCUACUGGCCCGAGCACUUCCUUCCCCACAUCAAUGGGUCUCCGGUUCAAUAUGAGAGUCUAACCCUUGACCUUUUCAUGCUAGGCUACUUCCAGCUUCUGGAGAUGAACAUGUCGCGCACUGAACGGAAGUUCCGCCACUUGCUUUGCUACGAGAUGUUUGACAGACUAGGCAGUCACCCGUGGGAAGUGAUCCGCCGGUUCCACCGAGAGGUCAUGGAGAGCCUUGAGAGCGGGAAACGCGAUUGGUCGGACGGCUUUGAAGAUAUCAAGGUGAAGUAUUUCGGUGACUCUGUGGAGGGCGGCGGGCUGCUGGAAGCGGCUGAGCUUAUUCUGCCUCCGGAGGUUCUGCAGGCAUCCGUGAACAUAUCGCAAGGGGCUCCAGCUGAUGCAAGUCUCACAAGUAUUUCACCACCAGAAGUCCCUAAUCAACACCCAGGACCAACUUCAGAUGACUCUGCAAAGGCCACCCAACAGGGCACUUCUGAGAACUCAGCUGAGGCUAUUAUAAAUGAUACAGAACUACAGAAGAGUAGUAGUGAAGUUCAACUAUCACCUGAUGAACGUCAUCAUGCACAGGAUUCACCACAGUCAGAAAACAUAGUAACGCAAGCAGCUGAAAGCCCCCAGACAGAAGCCCCAUGCAUUCCUACUGUGAACGAACAGGGCCCAGCAAAUAUUAAAGAGGAACCCAAUGAGGACUCCAUCAAGCUUAUCUAUGAGCUUAAAGAGUUUAGCAAUGAGGAAAUUAUCAGAUACAUUGAUCGAAGCUUCGCCUUCUGGAAAGAGAAGGAAGCUGAGAUGUUCGACAUCUGACUUGUCAGGUCAGAUUAUUUGAAGGAUGAAACACAAUUAUCAGGAGACAGAAUAAAUGCUUGCGUU
Sinocyclocheilus rhinocerous is the source of this 2691-nucleotide messenger RNA. RefSeq names its product espin-like protein. The transcript is spliced from 5 exons. NCBI's taxonomy places the organism in Eukaryota, Metazoa, Chordata, Actinopteri, Cypriniformes, Cyprinidae. Gene Ontology annotation, biological process: actin filament bundle assembly. Gene Ontology annotation, cellular component: cytoplasm. The coding region runs from base 46 to 2625 and encodes 859 amino acids. Gene Ontology annotation, molecular function: actin filament binding. The record is from RefSeq and is a predicted model, not a curated record.